Messenger RNA from Daphnia pulex (common water flea), 5327 nucleotides. Its product is annotated as recombining binding protein suppressor of hairless-like. The transcript is spliced from 10 exons. The record is from RefSeq and is a predicted model, not a curated record. NCBI's taxonomy places the organism in Eukaryota, Metazoa, Arthropoda, Branchiopoda, Diplostraca, Daphniidae. Gene Ontology annotation, biological process: regulation of transcription by RNA polymerase II. Gene Ontology annotation, molecular function: DNA-binding transcription activator activity, RNA polymerase II-specific; RNA polymerase II cis-regulatory region sequence-specific DNA binding. Bases 1441 to 3927 code for a protein of 828 amino acids. Gene Ontology annotation, cellular component: nucleus.
AAAAUUUUUUUUAAAUUUCGAACUGGUCAAAUGGCCCGAGAAAUGUUAGAACGGUGGGAGGAGCUUAGUUUUUUGGUUAAAAAUAAGGAAGGUGGAGGGGAGGAGGAGGAGGAAGCGGGUUUUCAACACCAACCCCACUUUGUGUGUGUGUGUGUCUCCUUUCCGUGGAUGCUCGACUCCGACGUCGUUCUCACACAUUUGCGUCGGCGGGAAAAACUUUUUCUUUUUCUUUUUUUAUUAUGUCUUUCUUUUUAUUUGAUAUUUAUUUCGACUCUCCUUGUUGUUGUGUUCCCAUCAGUUGGUUUUUUUCUUUCUUCUAUUUUUACCUUUUGCGGAAGGAGCUUCUUCUCCUUCAAUCCAUCGUCCCGCGUGUUACCGCACAAACACGUGUGUGACGUCAUUUCAAAUGGUAUGGUGGGGGGAUAUCUUUGUUGUUUCUUCCUUUUUGGCUACGCCACUUGUUGCCGAACGAAGUAAGACUCGAAAAAGAACGUCGACUAAAUUUUUGGUUUUUUCCCACGUUAUGCUCGCGUUACAACUUCCCCUUUAGCUCCGGCAUCUCCAUGUCUGUCUUUUUUUUUAAAGGGAGUGAGGGGGUCAUUAUUCAGUUUUAUGCGGAUGAACCCCCCUGCUCUACACUACACCAAAUGACACGCCCUUGAUGUGUUUGAACCCGACGACAAAUUAAUGGGAAUUUCAGCGCAUCUCUUGAAAUUUUUAUUUUUCAAUUGGGAUGUAGGCCCAAAUUCCUUCCCCCCCCGAUAAAAUAAUUAGACGUUUGAUUCAUCGGAUUCCCCCACAGAUCCCCCAUGGUGUGUGCAUAUUCAUUUACCACCCGUAUUUAUUAAUUUGAAUAAUUCAGUUCGAUCAAAUUGGAAUUGAAUUGAAAUAGGAAAAAAUCAGUUGGGGGACUUUUUGGAUCAAAGGGAUUAUUACGUGGAGCAGAUUGCUGUGUAAAUCUAUUGGAGUCUAUUUAAAAAGUUGUACAACAAAAGACAGACCUCCCCCACCCGAUGACGCUUUCAACUCCCCCCUCCUUCCUCUUGUGUGUCCGUUUUGCUGGGGGUAGUAGGAGGAGGAGGAGGUACAGCUGCACACAUAGUGUGUCUGUGUGCUCGGGACCUACCCUCCUCCCCCUAUACACUCCACCCUAGGUGAAAAGGGGGCAGCCGCCGCCGCCGUCGUCGUCGUUGGGUAGAAAAUGUUCAGUUUAGUUGCACGACGGUUGGACUGGAAUCAGCACGCGCCCAGUGGCCGUCCUUGUCUCGUAACAUCCGUCGAUCUCAACGGAAUUUGGUUUAUCUCGUCGCCUAGUGUUUUUCGGUUUAUCCAGUGAAUUUGGUUUUGGACACAUGUGACGCUUUUUAGCCAUUGACAAUCGUCAACAUUUUUCGCAGUGAAAUAUUGGAACGAAGUUUUAAUAAAAGAAAUUUGGACAAAAUGCCCGACGUUGCGCCCAGCUCAAUGGACCUCGACUCGGAGCCCUACACACCCAGCGCACGUAGUCCGCUCGCCGAUACUUGGGCCCAUUACGGGUUCAGUUUAAGUGGCGGUUACGAGGCCCAGCACAGCCGCGAGUCUGUGGAUUUGAUCGGCGGAGUCAACAACAGUGUGGCCGUGACAUCGGUGGCCGGAACGGUCGGCUCAUCCGGUUCGACAGUCGUCGGCGUGGGACACGGAAGCGGCGGCGAGGUGGACGUUUGGUCCAAUUCGCACGAUCCUUAUUCGCCCCACAAUCACCACCACCAUCAGCAGCAGCAGCAGCAACAACAACAUCACCACCAGCAUCAUCACCAGCAACAACAACAUGCCGCUUAUUACGGACAGUCUGUGGGUGGAGGGCAGGUGAUGACGGAAUUGCUGACAGCUACUCAUCCGCCGUCUUCUUACAACCUCAACCAGCCUCAACAACAACAACAGCAGCAACAACAACAACAACAACCGUUCACGCCUACCGAGCAGCACCCGGUCGAUUUGUCGAAUUCUCAGCAACGACCUCCCAAUCCGGCCGUUUCAGCCGCCACUUCGGCCGCCUUCUACGGUCUCUCGGCCGCCGACUACAACAGCCCCGCAACCUCGUCCAGUCAACGUCAGCGCGGAGGCAACGACACCUACAAACCCAACGGGCUCAGCCUCUCGCUGGGCAUCCCCGAUUCCGUUGUCGGAGCGGGCGGAUUGAUUCCGGGCUCUUUGACUCCACCGGACAAGGUGGUGGGAGCAUCCGGCGAUUUGAGCGGCGGUCAUUUGCUCAAUCAGCAACAACAACAACACCAUCAUCACCAGCAGCAGCAGCAGCAGGGGGCUCAGCAACAACAACAGCAACAACAACAACAUCAUAACCCUUACGCCCUGGCGCAUCCCAGUUCGGCCAUGGCUCCGACUCUGCAGACUCCGCCGUCGCCUCUUUCGACUCCGUCGCCACCGGUGCCCAUCGAUCGAUACGGGCCGACCGGAUCGGCGUACAGGGGCGGAACCAAGGAGCAGCGGCUGACCCGUGAGGCGAUGAUGCGCUACCUGCAGGAGCACGGCGACAUGGUCGUGGUCAUCCUGCACGCUAAAGUGGCCCAGAAGUCGUACGGCAACGAGAAGCGCUUCUUCUGCCCGCCGCCGUGCAUCUACCUCUACGGCGACGGGUGGCGGAGGAGGCGCGAGGCCAUCCAGCGCGAAGCCGCCGCCAACGGGGCCUCGCCCGCAGAAGCCGAAGCCGCCUCGCAGCUCUGCGCCUUCAUCGGCAUCGGCAACUCUGAUCAGGACAUGCAGCAACUCGACCUCAACGGCAAAAGUUAUUGCGCGGCCAAGACGCUGUUCAUUUCCGACUCGGACAAGCGCAAGCAUUUCAUGCUGUCGGUGAAAAUGUUUUACGGCAACGGCCAGGAUAUCGGCGUCUUCCACAGCAAGCGGAUUAAAGUCAUUUCCAAACCGUCCAAGAAGAAGCAGUCGCUCAAGAACGCCGAUCUGUGCAUCGCCAGCGGGACCAAAGUGGCCCUGUUCAAUCGACUCCGCUCGCAAACGGUCAGCACUCGUUACCUGCACGUGGACAAUAACAAUUUUCACGCCAGUUCCACCCAAUGGGGCGCCUUCACCAUUCACUUAUUGGACGACAGCGAAUCCGAGUCGGAAGAGUUUACGGUGCGCGACGGCUACAUCCAUUACGGCAGCACGGUCAAGCUGGUGUGCAGCGUGACGGGCAUGGCCCUACCCCGGCUCAUCAUCCGCAAAGUGGACAAGCAGAUGGCCGUUUUGGACGCCGACGACCCCGUCUCGCAGCUGCACAAGUGCGCCUUCUACAUGAAAGACACGGAGCGGAUGUACCUGUGCCUCAGCCAGGAGCGCAUCAUCCAGUUCCAGGCGACGCCGUGCCCCAAGGAGCCCAACAAGGAAAUGAUCAACGACGGAGCCGCCUGGACCAUCAUCAGCACCGACAAGGCCGAGUACCAGUUCUACGAGGGCAUGGGACCCGUCCGCAGUCCCGUCACCCCUGUCCCCAUCGUCCACUCGCUACACUUGAACGGUGGCGGCGAUGUGGCCAUGUUGGAGCUGAUGGGCGAAAAUCUGACACCCAAUUUGAAAGUGUGGUUUGGCGACGUGGAGGCCGAGACCAUGUUCCGCUGUGAGGAGUCGAUGCUGUGCGUCGUGCCCGAUAUUUCAGCUUUCCGUUCCGGUUGGCAGUGGGUCCGCGGACCGACUCAGGUUCCCAUAUCUUUGGUGAGGAGUGACGGUGUCAUCUACGCCACCAGGUUGACGUUCACCUACACACCGGAGCCUGGACCGAGGCCGCAUUGCCCUCCGGCCCAGGAAGUCUUGCAGCGCGGGGUUGUAGCCGGAUCUAACAAUGCCGUCAAUCCGAUGGCACUCGGCUACGACAACCAACACAUGCAUCAUCAACAACAGCCGCAACAACAGCAACAACACCACCAGCCAAUGUGAAAUUAGAGAGGAACAAAAAAGAGAAACUUUUUGUGACGGCCCGGAAGAAAUAUUUGGUUAGUUUGUUUUUCUUUUUUUUUUUUCUCCGACACAAAACAAAAAAAACCCUACAAUUCCAAAAUGUUGUUUUGUGUCCUGGGCGUGUUGACUUAGAUUUGUUGUGUGACGAUUCUCCUUUUUAAUUUACCUGAUCGACUGAUUUCCAGUGAUAAUCGAUGUGAAACUACCGUUUAUAUCUCUCUCUCUUUUUUCUCAGCUUUGGUGGUUGGAUAUAGUAUCCAUAUAAAUUUCCUUUCUCUCUCCAAUCGAAAAAAGAUCAAGAAACAAACAAAAAAAAUAAUUAACAAAGAAAAAAGGCACACAGUUAUUAUUGGUCAAUUUUGCAAUGCGUUAAUAACCCUUCUCCACUAUCGUAUUAUAUCCAUAGUUGAAACAGAAGUUCCAUGAUACACAAUUUAGUUUUUCGUCUUGAACUUUGUCAUAAUUAACGUGACGAAAGCCGUGCUAUUCGUUGAGCGUUCCACCGUUUUUUUUUGUCAACACCCCCAUCCCUCUUUUUUACCAAAACAAUUUAUUAUUUGGAUUCGAUUAUAUUUUGGUGUGUGAUUGGAGUGCGUGUUGGGUGUGUAAGUGUAAAUGUGUGUGUCUUCUUCCUAAUCUAGUAUUUUGCUGGCGUUCUUUGGCUGCUUAAUUAUGCAAAAAGAAAAUAUCUGGAGGAGCGGCUUCGAUGUUUUGGGGGCUUUCGAAGGAUCAGAUCGAACGAGAAAACGAGCAUUUCGUUUUUGUUGUUUCGUCCAUUUUUUUUUUUUUUUUUUUUUUGUAAUACCAUUAUUAUUAUUAAUUAAUUAGAAUUAUAAUUAUUUGCAAUUUUGUUGAAUUCGUUUCACUCCGGUAUGGUCCUUAAUUAUUAUUUUUCUUUUCUUUUCUUUGACAAAAAAAAUUUGUGAAAAGAAAAGAAUUUUCCAAUUUUGUGUGGGUUUUCCUUAUUUUUUGUGAUUCCCGGGCUCGGUGAAAACGUGUGUCGUCUACCAUAAAAGAAAAAAAACGGAUUAAUGAGGAUGGGAAUGUUUAUAUCACUAUGCCCUUUCAUUUUGCGUUUCUAUUUUUUAUUUUGUGAGUCUUGAAUGCGUGUGUGUUUCCCCCCUCCCCCAUUUUCUCCACGACAAAACGAGAGGUCCAUCUUUUGUUCGUUCGUUUAUUUUGUCUCCCUCCCAUGAUUGCUAUAACUGCCUUAUAAUAAUAUGAAUAAUUAAUUAAUAACAAUUGAUUUUGUACAGUGUUGAGCGUGCUAGUUAAGUGAGAUUAUCUUCGUGCUUGCUUUCUUUUUUGCGAUGACGACGGCGAAAUGUGUCCGUGACCGUGUGCAGAGCAGGCAAUAUACAGACAGAAUGUCAAACGAC